AUGAAUUACGCCAGCAGAGCCAAACAUGAUCCAAAAGCGGAACGAAAUAAUCAACAUUUAAAUGCACUGUUCAAGGCGAUUCCAAAGAAGUUAGCUGUGGCACUUAUGACAAGAGUCGCAAAAAUAUCCAACUACUAUCCGGCAAAGGGUGGGUUGUCUGCAUACUACAGCCUGCAUAUGAUUAUGCAUCAACGAAUGGUUGAUGCCUCUGACGAAUUUGUCGCUGAGACUGGUGCAUAUGUUCAUGGAUAUGGCCAUGACACCAAGAACAAUAUGGCUACCCAAACGAUCGAAGGUGUUUACAUGGGACCCACCGACGAUAUUCAAGAAGGACACCGUAUCUAUGAUCUGAAAACAAAGUGCAAGGCACAACGUGCGAAGAUCAAGGUGCUUCCGAUGACUGACCAAGUCAUCAAGAUUAUAGAAGAAGACGCAAGACUGGAAGGAGUGACGGAAUUACGCACCUAUUCCAAGCGUAAUGGCAAGCUAAUCCUCGAUGGUGAUUUGCUCGAAGGAGUGGACCCAGAUGAACUGUGGGAUGAAAACUACGUACCAGUAAACAAAAUCGAAAGACUGGGUGAUGUAACCCUCCAAAAUGAAAAUAUUCCAGAUGACGAACUUGAUGAAUUACUAAUGGAUGCUAAGGCAGACAUCAUGGAAGCGAGGUUCGACAGGGACAGGAACCCAAGAUACAAUAGCGAGGCGAAUCAAUAUGAAGAUGAGCUAGAGGACGAAAUGUUCGACAGAAUGUUCAAGAAGAUUAAGGCUAAACAAGAUGCUGAAGAUCUGAUGGACGAAGACUACCAAGAACACGAAUGGAUAACUGUCAAUGAGGACAUGGACUACAAAGACGAAUACGAGUCUGAACUAGACAAUGAAGAAACGAGGCAAAUGUCAGACGAACUACCAGCUGAGUUAGUGGAACUUGGAAAACCAGACGAAGAAGAAGUACUGUUCGAAUUUGAUGACGACACACAAGAAGAUGUGCCAGUUGAAUCAGAGGAGGAAGAUGGUGCCGCUCGUGCAGGAGUGAGAUUCGCAGACACAGAUGAUAAUGAGUCCGACACCGAAGGAAUUGUGAGAAGCUACAGUGACGACGGUGUUGAGGUUGGAGCGAAAAGGGUACUUCGCCCAAGACACAAUCGAUCCUACUUCUCCCAAGGGGUAAAAAUGAGACCCACUGAGAGAUACAGAAGAGAGAAAUCAAGUUUGGACAGGCAUACCUACAAAGAAGGAAUCCGCCUGUGCCAAACGUUUUGA
Cylindrotheca closterium is the source of this 1260-nucleotide messenger RNA. The record is from the annotation of a GenBank genome assembly. NCBI's taxonomy places the organism in Eukaryota, Bacillariophyta, Bacillariophyceae, Bacillariales, Bacillariaceae.